CUUUACCGUCCCCCUUCCUCAAAACCCCCGGGAAAGCAAAGAACCCUAAUCUCUGCGUACGUAAAACUAAACAAUGCUUAUUGUAUAUCAUCAAUGGCGUUUUUUAGAUCACUCAAAACCCUAGUUUCCAAAUCUAUCAAAAACCAAUCCAAUUCCACAUCCCCUUCUAGAACGUUCUUAUCCCUCGUUUCCCCAACCCCAACUCCAAAUAUAUUCUCAUUAUCAAACAAUCAUCGCCAUUUUCUUUUUCGGUCUAAGUUUUUUUCUCCUUUUUCUAAUUUUGGGGGCCCACUCUUCCUCUCAAACCCACCAUGGAAGCUCUCCCAAUCGGCCACCCCUCUUCUCCUCCAAUCCGACGUCGUACUUAAUUUUCUUAAACUUCGGGUGCGAGCCCUCGAUUUGCUUCACCGGCCUCCCUUUCGGUAUAAUCUUGGGUUUCAAUCCAAUGCUUCUGUUCAGAGGCUGUUGUCACAUGAGAGGGAUAAGAAGAAAUUAAUUCAUGGGUCUGAGCUCGAUAUUAGUUCCGGUGGAGUUACUGACAGUUAUUUGAAUCUUCCGAAUUACAUUUCGGUCAGUAGGUUGCUCUCUGGUCCGUUGCUAGGAUGGAUGAUUACACAAGAAAUGUACCUACCUGCAUUUGUUGGGCUUGCCAUCUCAGGAGCAACUGAUUGGUUAGAUGGCUACCUGGCGAGGAGGAUGAAAAUCAAUUCUGUAGUUGGCUCCUACCUUGAUCCUCUGGCUGACAAAGUUUUGAUUGGGUGUGUUGCUUUGGCAAUGGUGGAUAUGGGUCUUCUACACCCUGGACUUGUUGCACUGGUUGUACUACGUGAUGUUGCUCUUGUUGGUGGCGCAGUUUACAAAAGGGCUAGCAGUUUGGAUUGGGAGUGGAAGAGUUUGUCUCAUUUCUUCAACCUUGACAGUGCUGGUGCACAAAAAGUUGAACCUCUCUUUAUAAGCAAGGUCAAUACAGUUUUUCAAUUGCUCUUAGCAGCUGCUGCACUUCUUCAACCCAGUUUUGGAAAUGAAGAAACCCUACCGUAUAUUACAUAUUUGAGUUGGUUAGUUGCUUUAACCACAACCACUUCAACUGUGGCAUAUGGUGCUCAACAUUUGAGAAACAACAGGUCUAUAUGGGUGGAAAAGCCUACUUACAGGACUUAAACGCAUCGCAAAUUCUGGCUGCUUAUGGUUCCAUGUGGAGCAAGUAACAAGGUUCUUUUUUAGUUAUUCAGAUGUACUAUUUUUAUUUUUAUUUUCUUCUCAGGGGCAGGAAAUGAAUAAAAUAUAUAGGAUAGUUUUCCAGCCAAAAACACCUCAAAUUGUAAACUUAUGUAGACGUAUUAACAGAGGGUUACAGCACAUUUUAUAUUUUAGAAUAAGGACAUGGUGUUGUGUAGUGAGUGCCUCUAGCUGUGAAAUAGACUAGCAGUUCACUUCUACCCUUCAAAUUGGAUGGACGAUGUAUUACCAGAAUAUCUUACCUAUAGAUAGCCCACUUGACUACAA
Molecule: messenger RNA, 1506 nt
Organism: Olea europaea var. sylvestris
Lineage: Eukaryota; Viridiplantae; Streptophyta; Magnoliopsida; Lamiales; Oleaceae
Product: cardiolipin synthase (CMP-forming), mitochondrial
Exons: 8
Coding region: 94-1161 (355 amino acids)
Biological process (GO): cardiolipin biosynthetic process
Cellular component (GO): membrane; mitochondrion
Molecular function (GO): cardiolipin synthase activity
Source: RefSeq, a predicted model, not a curated record